AGCAUAUUUAAAAGUACUGGAAGUUGCCCAAAAUUGUGUACGCGAAAAUUCGUCGCGCAGGGUUGAACGAAUGCGAGCAGGAGGUUGGUGGGGGGAGCGCCUGAGGCAGUGCCCGGACUCGCAGCGCUCAUUUUCGUAGUAAAAUAAGAUUGGUAAUUAGGGAAACUAGAUUCCUGAUUGGUCAGAUUCAGUCAGAUUCCAUUCAUGAAAGGUUAUCUGACUGUACGAUUACAUGAUGACAGAUUCUAACCAAUAAGAGAUAGGUUUUCUGAGUAUUCGACUUGUGUACAACUGAUCUGUACCACGUCUGUUCGAUGUGGGAUGGUAGUUCCAAAAUGAAUUAAGUGAAUAUUUUCUAUAAAUUCGACAAAGGAUGGAAGGAAGACUGAGUUUCGUUUAAGUUUUAGUGUAAACCAAUAAACUUAUUCUUUUCUACUUAAAAAAUUCACAAUAGGUUGAUCAAAAUGCGGUAUCUAAUUUAUUUAGUAAUAAGUACUUUACUUGUGUAUGGUUUGCCAUACAGCACUGCACAAGAUGAUUUUUUCGAUGAGGAGUUAUUGUUAAAGCCAUUAGCUAGUGGACACGUUUACGCAUACUUCCAGUUUACCACUUUGUGGGAAGCUCCAAAUAAUGUACAAACAUUUCAACAUUCCCACCUAUUCCCCAGAGGAUUAGGCGAAAUUAUUGGUCGGCAUAAGGUUGAUGAAUUACAUAUCAGUUUGACCGAAGGUCUAUGGAAUUAUGAAAAGUGGGGAUAUCCUGUUCAUGAUGCAGGAUCUGGUGCUGAAAUUUUUGCAUGGUUCAACAAGAAUGUAUCAAAUGUCAAUAAUGAAUGGAAGAGCCUUACAAAUGCAUUGGCUGGGUUGUUUUGUGCCUCGUUAAACUUUGUUGACUCUUCAAACAGUAUGUCUCCGGAAUUCAGUUUCCGCCCUACUGGAAUUGUUAAAGAACCACCAAACUCCAGCUAUUUACGUUACUCUUCUCUACCCAGAGAAAUUGUAUGUACAGAAAAUCUGACACCAUUCAAAAAAUUAUUACCGUGUGAUUCAAAGAGAGGUUUGGCCACGCUAUUAAAUUCCGCGUAUAUACAUAAUACAAACUACCAUUCUCUUGGUAUACAUUUUCGGUCAGUGUGCCGUAAUGCAGGAUGUACAAAAUCAUCUCUAGAAUUGCGUCAAACAGUGUCCCUUGUUUACGACACCUUGACAGAAGCUACACAGGAUUGGUCUAUCCGUAAAUUAUUUGGCAUUGGGAUUAAAGGAGCUUGCCCUCUUGCUAGUCUAAGUAAUGUGUAUAUUGACAUGACAAGUAAUGAAACUGUUCAUGUCUAUCAAUUGACACCAUCACCAAACACUAAAGUAACUAGCUUCCGCGGUGGACAACAGCAGCAAUUAGCAGUGUACGAUAUACGAACUUAUUCGAACAGAGGAAUGUUUAAUAUAGCAGCUAUUUAUACGACACCCAAAACUAGUAGUGUAACUUAUCCUUCUGUUUUAUACGCCAAUAGAUAUAUAAUUGGGUAUGGACAGGAAAGGGGUAGUUUAGUAACAAAAUUGCACAACAAUCAUUGGCAAUCAUUGGAUGUUAUUUUGUUAGAAAACAUUCCUUGGUACCUCCCAGUAUAUUUGCACACUGUCAAAGUUAUUUGCAAUGGUCAACAAAUUAAGCCAUUGAUACAACGUUACAUGCCGGGAAGAGAGAGAACGCGACCAUAUUAUUUAGAACUAGUCUUGCGAUUACCACCACAUUCAGUAACAAAGUUUUCAAUAGAAUUAGAUUAUUUAUUCUUAAAGUGGCAAGAAUAUCCGCCAGAUGCAAAUCAUGGUUUUUAUAUGGGUCCAGCUGUUAUUACAGCUUUGUUGCCCAUUGCAAGAAAUUACACAGCCUUACCACUUGAUGGAAGCACAAUAACAUCCAGUUUUAACGCAUCUCGUAAUGGCUAUCUGGUACAGCUGAGAACAGAAUCCCUGUUAAUCAGUCUUCCAACACCAGAUUUCAGUAUGCCUUACAAUGUUGUGUGUCUUGCAUGUACUGCAGUGGCACUAGCUUUUGGUCCAUUACACAACAUCACAACAAAACGACUAGUCCUCAAGAAUGUUACAAGAAAUUGGAAGAAGAAGCUACUUUCCUUCGUUAAAAGAUUGACCAAAGAUACAAAGGACAAAACUGACUAAGCAAUGUAUUAUAUAAUUACAAUUAAAUUUAUAGUUAAGUUAUGUACUGUACUGGGAUAGUGUUAAAUUAAUAUCUUUUAAUGUACCAUGUAACGUACUAUUUCUUAGACAAUUAAAUAAGCAGUGCAGGAGAAAA
This is a messenger RNA of Cephus cinctus (wheat stem sawfly), 2310 nucleotides long. RefSeq names its product GPI transamidase component PIG-T (gene PIG-T). Gene Ontology annotation, cellular component: GPI-anchor transamidase complex. The record is from RefSeq and is a predicted model, not a curated record. Gene Ontology annotation, biological process: attachment of GPI anchor to protein. Lineage: Eukaryota; Metazoa; Arthropoda; Insecta; Hymenoptera; Cephidae. The transcript has 8 exons. Bases 465 to 2174 code for a protein of 569 amino acids.